AUGAGCUCGCCUGCAAACCCUCCUGGUCCUCUCACACCCCCUGCAGAACCCUCUUCACAGGCGCCUCAAACCACGCAAGCCUCCCAAGCAACAGCACAGCCGCAAGUUGAAGCACUCCUAUCACAACCCUUGACCUCACUAUCAGACGAUGGAAGUUCGAAUAGACCGCGAGAUCAUCGACUGAUCCAUCUGCUACUCGUGUCUCACGGUAUCGCAGCAUACCAGCAGCGUGUUCCCCUCCAACUCAUGGACUUCGCCUACCGUUACACCAGUUCCGUGUUGAGCGACGCCUUACAUAUUCAAAAUGAAGCCUACGACCAAGCUGACGGAGGUGGUCAGACUAAAGGCCGGGGAGCGAAGCAAAACCAGAACAAAGGCGAAGAAGGCGACAUAAGCCUCGCUGCUCUGCGCAUGUCAAUAGGCUCGAGAAUGGGAUACCAGUUCCAAGGAAGCCUGCCGAAAGAAUUUCUAAAGCAAUUGGCGGACGAGAGGAAUCGAAUAUCACUGCAGGCUCAAACGAGGGACAACGACAAGAGCGGGCCCAUGAUAGGAGGCGUCCGACUUCCACAUGAAAAAUACUGUCUAACUGGUGUGGGCUGGGGCCUGAAGGAUGAAUGGGACAGCGAAGGCGAGGAAAGUCUUGAUCAGGCCGAGGAAGAAGAGCGACCUGAACCAGAUGAUCUUAUGCAGAUGGACGAAAGAGAAGGGGACGAGGACGAAGAGGGUUUGGGCACAAUGGAGGAUGUGUUUGGUCCGGACGAUGGAGGGGGUGAAAAGGAAGCGGACGCAGACGGGGAUGUGGAUUUGUCGUAG
Fonsecaea multimorphosa CBS 102226 is the source of this 813-nucleotide messenger RNA. RefSeq lists its product as uncharacterized. The record is from RefSeq and is a predicted model, not a curated record. Gene Ontology annotation, cellular component: SAGA complex; transcription factor TFIID complex. Gene Ontology annotation, biological process: RNA polymerase II preinitiation complex assembly; DNA-templated transcription initiation. The coding region runs from base 1 to 813 and encodes 270 amino acids. Lineage: Eukaryota; Fungi; Ascomycota; Eurotiomycetes; Chaetothyriales; Herpotrichiellaceae. Gene Ontology annotation, molecular function: transcription coactivator activity; RNA polymerase II general transcription initiation factor activity; protein heterodimerization activity. The transcript has a single exon.